UAACUCGUUGCUUUGAUCACUUUUCCUUUGUUCUUACUUGUUUUUCUUGUUUCUUUUAAUCAUUUUCCAUCUGGGUUUUCCUUAUUUUGAUCCAUUUUCACUUGAAACUUCACUACCCAUUUGAGAUUUAUCUGUUAUACAACUUGGGUUGGCUUCAGAUAUUUGAAAAAGCCAACAUGCUGGAUCCAAGUGAGAAAGGAUCAGAUUCUGAAGAUCAAAGUAAUGGACACCCAGGAAUGAUUUCACUAAAGGGAUCUCAAAAUCAAAGCGUCUUCAAUGAACAAAUCAGGAAAACUUGUGCUGAUUGUGGUACUUCUAAAACCCCUCUCUGGAGAGGCGGCCCAGCUGGUCCAAAGUCAUUAUGCAAUGCAUGCGGGAUCAGAAGCAGGAAGAAGAGGAGGGCAAUCAUAGGGUUAAAGAAGGGAGAAGACAAGAAAUCAAAGAAGUCAUCAAAUAACCCUAAAAAUUUUAGGGACAACUUGAAGCAAAGAUUGAUGUCACUGGGAAGAGAAGUUUUGAUGCAGAGAUCAACGGUUGAAAAUCAAAGGAGAAAAUUGGGUGAAGAAGAACAAGCUGCUGUUCUUUUAAUGGCACUCUCUUGGGGCUAUGUUUAUGCUUAAUCUAUUCUUUUAGAGCUAAACACUAGGAUCUUCCAUGGGUAUCUAACCAUUAUUAAGUGUAAUCUCUGGUGAUUUAUAAAUUCUUUUAGUACUAAUCAAGUGUAAGAAAAUUUUGAAUGUUC
Messenger RNA from Hibiscus syriacus, 742 nucleotides. Its product is annotated as GATA transcription factor 15-like. Bases 177 to 620 code for a protein of 147 amino acids. Lineage: Eukaryota; Viridiplantae; Streptophyta; Magnoliopsida; Malvales; Malvaceae. Gene Ontology annotation, biological process: regulation of DNA-templated transcription. The record is from RefSeq and is a predicted model, not a curated record. Gene Ontology annotation, molecular function: zinc ion binding; sequence-specific DNA binding. The transcript has 3 exons.